UUGCUGCUCUGUGUGCCUCUAUAUUCCGUGACGGGCUUGUCUGCUUCUUUCAUUCAGUAAAGUUGAAAAUUUUUCUUGAAAAAAUUUUUUUGUGUAGAUUCUUUUCAAAGAGAGAAUAUCUUUCGAUAAUAGUAAUUUGUUCUUUGAAAAGGAACAGAACAGUCGAUUUUUUCUCAGUGCGAAUUGGAGUGUUUUCAAAACGCGAAUGCUGAUCGUUUGUUUGUUCUUUUGUUGGUACAUUAGUUUUUUUUCUGCCUCCUGAUAAAAGCCCAAGUCAACUGUGCGAAACAUUUGUUUGUUUACCCGCCGCGAAUUUUUAAACAAUUCGGCACAAGUGAAAAUUUGAUAAGAAAUUGUGUAAACACUAAUCAAAUAUCGCCAGCAAAUUGUGCAAAUUUGACGUUGUUUCGCCCCUGUUUUGAGUGUCGCGCGUGAUAAUAAAGGAUAUCAAACUUGUUUUAAUUGUGACGUCAUACUUAAUACUUUACAAUUGCAUUUACCGCAGUUUAGAAUGUGGUUCUAAAAGUGUUGUUUUAAAAUUCUGUUCCCGGCCCUUUGGUUUGAACUAGCUUCGCCCAAGUGUGAUAUAAGGGAAAAUGAAUGAUCUGUUGCAUGCACAUUGCACUGUAUAGCGGAUCUAGUUGUAAAACGAUGAAACUAAAACAAAUCGUGUAACGCGUUUUAGCGCCAACAGAGCUCGCUAAGCCGUACAUCCGCGAAACAGGAUAUAAACAAUUGAAGUUGGAUCUUAUUAUUGACCAGGACUAUAUUAAAACUCACCAAACUGUUUGCAUACAGGGACUGCGCUUCGGACGAUAUGUUAACGAUGGAAGCUGACAUGAAGGGGGGUAUUCUUCACGCAACAAUGCCCCCUCAUCAUGCGUCCGCUCUUCACGGGCAUAGUACGUCCCCAUAUAGUGCGCUAGGACCUUUGGGUAUGAUGAACUUAGGACAAUCACAACUAGCACAAUCGCAAUUAUCGUCCCACCAUCACCAUCAUCACCACGCAUCAUCGAUGGCAUCACAUAUCAGCGGAUCAAGUGGUGGUAAUAAUGGCGGUCAAACGAACCUAGGCAAUAGUAGUAAUAGUUUGCAACAACAGCAACAGCAGCAACAUGUCAGUGCCCAUAGUUCUUCACCUCUUCACAAUUCGAGCGGACUCAGUCCGAGUCAACAACAGACACCUCAGCCUCAAACAAAUAGUGCAUUAUCCGGUGGAGGACACAUGACUUCACCGACGGCUGGACAAACCCACCCCCAUCACCAUCCACAUUCAGGUCUUACGGGGGCUAAUACAAAUAAUAACAACAAUAACACAAGUAGCAAGAAUCAGAAUAUCGAAAGAGUAAAGCGCCCUAUGAAUGCAUUCAUGGUGUGGUCAAGAGGUCAGAGGCGGAAAAUGGCAUCAGAUAAUCCCAAAAUGCAUAAUUCAGAGAUCUCAAAACGGUUAGGCGCUCAGUGGAAAGAUCUUAGUGAGGCGGAGAAGCGACCGUUCAUAGAUGAAGCAAAAAGACUUCGAGCUGUACACAUGAAGGAACAUCCAGACUACAAGUACAGACCACGCCGUAAGACAAAGACCCUCACAAAAAAUAAGGAGAAAUAUCCCCUCGGGGUUGGAUCCAUUCUACAGUCAGCGGACCCCAAUGGAAUGCGAAACUCCUCAUCAAUGUCCGCCGUGCAGCAGGCAGCAGCAGUCAAUCGCGAUAUGUAUCAAAUGGCCCCGAAUGGAUAUAUGCCUAAUGGCUACAUGAUGCAUGAUCCAACGGCGGCGGCGUAUCAGAACCAACACAGUGCGUAUAUGGGUAACUAUCACCGUUAUGAUAUGGGUCAAAUGCACAAUACAGGAUCUCUCAAUUCCUACAUGAAUGCGGCAGCCGCAUCCGGGUACGGAAUGUACGGUACGGUAUCAGGCGGGCAAACGUCCCCUUAUGGUAGUUUACAGCAACCUAGUUCUCCAUAUAGUAGCCUGCAGCAGCAGCCUGGCUCGCCAUACGGCUUAGCUCAACCAAGUUCUCAAUUAUCCUGCCAAAGUCAUAGUCCAAGUGAUUCCAGUAUUAAGUCAGAACCAGUGUCGCCGGGACCAAUGCAUUCCACGCAAAGUUCAACGACCAAUAAUAAUCUGAUAAUGAAGCGCGAAUACGCGAGUUCGCAGCAAUCUUCCACCUCAGAUCUAAAUCAUCUCAUCAAUAUGUACCAUAUACCGGACGGCAUGCAAGCAUCAGCGGUAGCCGCUGCAGCUGCCGCGGAACACCAGCGCAGUCUAAUGCACUACCAGAGCAGUGUGUCGCCUGACCUGCAACAGCAACAUCAACAACAAUCAAUGCGAACCAUGGCCCCCCUGGCACAUAUGUGAGAAAUGGCUACUUUCGGUCCACCACCGCCGCCGCCAACAACUCCAACCCCGCAUAUUCUAACGCAUCAGCAACAUCAUCAACAACAACAACAACAAUCUUCUCACCAGCAACAACAGCAGCAUCAGUCACCGCAACAAUCUCAGCACUCUGGGGCGGCUGCCCCGAAUGGUGCAAACCCGUUAACGAACGGUAGCGGCGGCGGUAGCGGUCAUGCCUCCUCGAUCCUGAGUAGCUACGCUGGUCGUCAUGGUCCUCAUCAUCACGCUACCGCAGGAUACCAUCACCUAAUCGGUACCGGACUACACGAUACGGCAGGACUAAUGGAUAUCUCAACAAUUUAAAACAACCUUCGAGUAUCUUUUCAUUUGUAAUGAUAUGUAACGAAUCCUUGGUUUCGUCAAUGCAAAGUUUUAUCGAAAAACCUGCGAUAUGUGAUAAUCCCGACAAAAACAAAAAGCUUUUGCAAAAUGAUGAAAUUCCGUUCAUUGUAGUCGAAUUGAGGUAAAUAUCGGCAUCGAUCAGGUUCAAAAUGCAACCUCCCAAUGUGCGAUGUUGGAUAAAAAAUCUUCUAACUGAAUUCGAAUAGAGUAAGGGCGCAACUUAAAGAAUGCCAAUUCGUCUUUCUGAAGUGAUUAUGUAUAGUGUUCCUUAUAAGAGAAAGUGUAAAAUUGCAAAUCAGCGGCAGAACUCCAGAUAAUUGCGCAACACCAUGAAAAAGUACUAUAGUUUGGUCGCCAAACAACACCACAUGAAAAUCUGAUAGGCUGAAACUUGAAGUCGAUAUUACCUCAAUUUAACAUUUAAAAAGUCACAAUAUUACCAUUUUAUUAAAAUUAAAUAUAUUUUGGAGAUACCAUUCAUGCCAAUUGCUCAAAAGAUAUUAUAAAGAGUAUUGUUGAAAUUGAUGACUGAUUGCAGAAGUAUGGGUGAGAAAACAAAAGCAACUCAUCUUAUUUAUAACAGCGAGACUUAUAUAUAAAUAUCUAGAAAUAAAAUUGUUAGUGUAAAAAGUUUAAGGAAAAAAGGUGACAAACCAAGCCAGUGCUCACAUUCCAUUCGAAUUCAUUUUUCUUUUGAAAAUUGACAAUGAAUUCAUUUGUUUUGUAAAUAGUUCAAUUAGAUUACAUUUAAAUUUAAGAAUAAAAUUAACACAAAAGUAAUAAAUUUAAGUACAAUGUUGUAUGGAUAGAAAAGUGUAAUAUUAUCCAUAAAGUAAUGAUUAAGGUUGAAAUUAAUUCUUUCCUUUCCAUAAAUAAUUGUACAUGCGCUCUUUAUUAUCAAAAUACAAAAAGUAAUUGUUGUUUUAUUACUGAAUAUAAUAUUACAAAAAGAAAAUGGCGUCUAGUUUUCAUUCCUACAAAGAGUUCAUGAUAAUAGUAUGCCACUGAAUAGAAUUUCGGUUGAAAUUAUUCCUUUUGUGAUUUUAGUAUAAAACCGAAAUAAUAAAUAGAACACUGGGAUGAGAAAUCGGGCCAAAUAUAGAACCGUGUUCUAAUUUUAUUGUACUAAUUGGCCAUACACACUUUCUUGUACACAAAAAGCCAUUCGUAAAGUCAAUCCAAAUAGAUUAAUUUGUAUAGAAUUGUACUUUCUCACCUCACCCGUACAUAUAUGCAUAUAUCCACUAGAAGCAAAACGAAACAAAAUAAAUCUAUGAACAUAAAAUAAAACACAACGGAUACAAUUGCAUUUAGAAAAUAAGUCCGAUUAUUACGUAAGGUAUAAAGAAGUAAAAUAUAAUCGAAAAAAUCAAAACUACAAAAAAUACAAAAAUAAUGCAAAAAUGAUAAAUAGGCCACAUAUAAAAGUAGUAUAAGUUUAAAAAGGACAUGAAAAAUCAGAAAAAAAUUCAAUUUUAGACUUAUAAUAAUUAAUUGUAAAAGCAAAUAUACAGAAAUAUUAUUAAAAAUGAAAUGAAAUAAUUGAAAAAAACGAAAGGUAAAAAUAACAAAAAAAAAAAAUAAAAAUGAAUGAAAGAUAAAACGAAAUGUUGGAACUUAUUUUCUAUUUUAUUCUUGUUUCUAGCUGCGUAUAUAAUUUGAAUGAAUGUGACUGUAAGUAUGCUGUAUAAAUUAAACGUUUUAGACUAUUAAAAGAAAUUUUGCUCGUCUACUUUAUAAUUAAUUUUAUUUAUCCGUCCCCGGGUGAUUUUGUUUAGGGGCAAGGAUGCCAGUCUUUUUCAAUAAAUUCUUUCAAUUAGUAUGGCUUUCGAUCCAGGUGGUUGUUCGCCGACAUUGGUAUGCAAAAAUUGUAAACAUGUGAGAAAAUAAAUAAAAGUUUUACUUUUGUUUAAAACUUCUUUUCUAUAUCAUGGAAUUUUUGUUUAAGUAAAUUCGGAUAGAUUUAUUCUAAGCUAUCUAAAUAUUAUUUGUAUGAAGUAUGUUUUUAGUUUUUAAGGAAAAUAUCAAUUAUUUUUAUUAUUUCAUAUUUAAUUUUUAAUAAGAAAAAAAUAUAUCUAAAAUGAUGA
This is a messenger RNA of Hermetia illucens (black soldier fly), 4821 nucleotides long. It is a transcript of the gene SoxN, whose product is annotated as transcription factor Sox-3. Gene Ontology annotation, biological process: regulation of DNA-templated transcription; anatomical structure morphogenesis; cell differentiation. Gene Ontology annotation, molecular function: RNA polymerase II cis-regulatory region sequence-specific DNA binding; DNA-binding transcription factor activity, RNA polymerase II-specific. Bases 818 to 2353 code for a protein of 511 amino acids. The record is from RefSeq and is a predicted model, not a curated record. Lineage: Eukaryota; Metazoa; Arthropoda; Insecta; Diptera; Stratiomyidae. The transcript is spliced from 2 exons.